AUGAUGAACACCGCGGCGGGGAUGAAAAAUCUCUUGGCGGAGCUGUCGAAGAUGAAGGACAACGUGAUGAACCUCGGGAAAAAACUAUUCGACGCCGUGUUCACGCGCGAGAAGAAAGUCGACUGCCUCAUGCAACAGAAAUACGGCGCCGAGAUCGAAGAUCGUUUGGGGCCUGACGCGCCGGAAAAGGCUUCGCUCGGUUCCGCGUUCACGGAAGUCGUCGACUGGGACCUCGUCCGCUCGAUCAUACGCUCGGACAUCAGAGACGAGCCUUUGUCCGAGGACGCGGUGAGAGCGCGGGAGAGACACGAAGCCAUGCCGACCGCGCGACUCGGUUGGAAGUUUUUCGCGGACUGCGACGAUUCGACCGAUGAUCUCCAGAACGAUCUCGCGUGGGGGUACGAAAAUGGUGCCACUUGGGAUGCCGAUGAAGGUGAGUAUAAGUCCGGUGAGUAUGGGAUGCCGUGGCCGGAAAAAAGGAAGAACGAAUCUUUCGCGCCCUGGAGGUGAAAGCCGGGAUGGGAUUGGGCGUCAGACUUUGUAUCCGAAAGACGCCAAUCGAUGUGGACACGGCGGCCUCGAAGGAUGCGUGCCCGACCGAGAAACUUUUGGAGAUACCCAGCGGCCUCUUGAAGUCCAUCGCAUCGAUGGCAUUCGACGCGUUCAUCGCCGCGAUCUCGCCGGUGUUGGACCUUAUCGCGUUCACUAUCAACGGUUUCCUCGAGGGCGUCGAAUGGUUAUGGGCGAAGAUCAGGUCCUUCACGUGCU
This is a messenger RNA of Micromonas pusilla CCMP1545, 768 nucleotides long. RefSeq lists its product as uncharacterized. The transcript has a single exon. Lineage: Eukaryota; Viridiplantae; Chlorophyta; Mamiellophyceae; Mamiellales; Mamiellaceae. The record is from RefSeq and is a predicted model, not a curated record. Bases 1 to 510 code for a protein of 169 amino acids.